Molecule: messenger RNA, 18177 nt
Organism: Anguilla anguilla (European eel)
Lineage: Eukaryota; Metazoa; Chordata; Actinopteri; Anguilliformes; Anguillidae
Gene: hmcn1
Product: hemicentin 1
Exons: 107
Coding region: 336-17225 (5629 amino acids)
Biological process (GO): synapse organization; homophilic cell-cell adhesion
Cellular component (GO): plasma membrane; axon; neuronal cell body
Molecular function (GO): calcium ion binding; axon guidance receptor activity
Source: RefSeq, a predicted model, not a curated record
UGGGGUUACUAAUCUCGGACAAGCGCCCGUGAGUCGACAGUUACUUCAAACUGUGAUUGUGCUCGGGCACUUCUUGGUCCCUUCAGCCGAGAGGUCACGCGCACUGAACAAUAGCACCUCUAAGAAACACGGAGAGCAUCUUUGGCACAAACGGAGAAUUUUCCCCCUGGUGACAGGCGAAAUAAAAAAACUAAAGAUUGAACUUUCUCUCUUAAUCGCUUCACAUCUUUUGCACCAAAUGUCUUUCCUAUUACCACAACACUUUUUGAGGUUUGACUGAGAAAUACGUAAAUCUUUUGAAAGGAAGAAAAAGUAGUGUAUGCUGCGGACUAAACAUGGUCUUUGGACCUUUUCCUCGGUUUGUUCAGCAGAUAUUGCUCCUUGUGGUUUUGUCCACUGCCCAGGACACGACGACCGAAGGGACAAAGGAAGAUAUCCCCGAAGGAGCUUCUACCUUAGCGUUUGUCUUUGAUGUAACUGGCUCCAUGUACGAUGAUUUGGUGCAAGUCAUUGAAGGAGCAUCGAAAAUAUUGGAGACGUCUCUCAGCAGACCAAAGAAGCCUUUGUAUAACUUUGCCCUGAUCCCUUUCCAUGACCCAGAGAUUGGCCCAGUCACCAUCACCACAGACCCAAAGAAGUUCCAGUAUGAGCUCAGGGAACUCUAUGUUCAGGGAGGAGGAGACUGUCCAGAGAUGAGUAUUGGAGCCAUUAAGAUUGCCCUGGAAAUCUCUCUCCCAGGAUCGUUUAUCUACGUCUUUACUGAUGCCCGGUCCAAAGACUACAGGCUCACCCAUGAAGUGCUGCAGCUCAUCCAGCAGAAGCAGUCUCAGGUGGUGUUUGUUCUAACCGGUGACUGUGAUGACCGGGCACACAUUGGGUACAAGGCCUAUGAGGAGAUUGCGUCGACCAGCUCAGGGCAAGUCUUUCACCUGGACAAGAAGCAAGUCAAUGAGGUGCUGAAGUGGGUGGAGGAGGCGGUGCAGUCCUCCAAAGUUCAUCUGCUGUCCACUGACCACCAUGCAGGCGUGUCCAACACAUGGCAAAUCCCCUUUGACCCCAGCCUGAAGGAGGUGACGGUCGCCCUCAGCGGCCCAGCUCCUGAUAUUGAGAUUCUGGAUCCCCAAGGGAAGCGGAUUGAGAAGAGUCAGGGUUUGAAUGAGCUACUGCACAUCCCAAACUCUGCCAGGGUCAUCAACGUCAAGGACCCAAAACCAGGAAUGUGGACCAUUAAGACGACCAGUGAGGGGAGGCACUCGGUUCGAAUCUCAGGCCUCAGCACUAUUGACUUCCGGGCUGGUUUCUCCAGGAAGCCCACACUGGACUUCAAGAUGACGUCCAGCAGGCCUGUGCAAGGCAUUCCCACUUACAUCCUGCUGAACACCACGGGGUUGUCUCCCCCAGCACGAGCUGACCGCCUGGAGCUCGUCAGCAUUUCGGGCGUGGUCAUAAAGACUCUGCCCAUUCGCUACUACCCUGAACGCCAGCCCUUUGGCCUCUGGAACAUCACAGAGUUCAUCCCUCCAAAUGAGGCCUUCUUCCUCAGAGUCACAGGCUAUGACAAGGAUGGAUUCCUCUUCCAGCGGGUCUCCAGCGUCUCCUUCUCUAGCAUCAUCCCAGAUGCUCCAAAGGUGACAAUGCCCCAGCGCACGCCAGGAUACUACCUGCAGAAUGGGGCCAUUACCUGCCAGGUGGACAGCCUGAUCCCCUUCACCCUGCGCUUUAGCCGAGAGGGGGUCAAACUGGGAGUGGACCAGCUUUUCAAGGAAUCAUCCAGCACCUCUCUGGAGAUUGAGCGGGUAACCCUGAAAGACGAGGGGUACUACGAGUGCAUCGCCAUAAGUAGUGCAGGGACAGGCCGGGCCCAAACCUUUCUAGAUGUGUCAGAGCCUCCACCCGUCAUCGCCGUCCCCGGCAACGUGACGGCGUCGCCAGGCACUGUGGCCGUCCUCACCUGCCUGGUGGCCAGCACGGUGCGGUACAACGUCACUUGGCAGAGGGGUGGGGUGGCCGCCCAUCUGGACCCCCGGGUGCGCACCAUGAGCAACUUGUCCCUGGAAGUCCGCAGGGUCACUGUCGAUGAUGCCGGCUGGUACAGCUGCAUUGCUGCCAACGAGGGCGGGGUCUCUACUGCCAGAGUCUACCUCCUUGUGCAAGAAACCCCGCAGGUCACGGUAGCACCCCACAACCAGAGCUUCCUGACUGGGCAGGAAGUGCGCAUCCGCUGCUUGGCAAAGGGCUACCCUGCUCCUCGAGUGGUGUGGACUCACAAUGACAUGUUCAUCAUGGGGUCCAACAGACACCGCUUAACCCCAGAUGGAACCUUGAUCAUCAAGAACACGGUUCAGAAAGAUGCAGGAGUGUAUGGCUGUCUGGCCAGCAAUGCUGCAGGGACAGACACGCAGACAUCACUUCUUACCUAUUUAGAGGCUCCGCAGAUAACAGUGAUCCAGAGCGAGAUUCUGAUUGGUCUGGGAGACACCACGGCCAUGGAGUGCAGAGCCACAGGGAUCCCUCAUCCAAAGGUCCAGUGGCACAAAGGUGAUCUUCAGCUGAGGACCUCUCCGUUUGUGAGCGUCGAUGACCUCCGAGGGACCCUGGAGAUCAAAGAAACCCAGGACGAUGACGCCGGAGACUACACCUGCGUCGCCAUCAACGAAGCAGGAAGAGCCACGGGCAAAGUCACUUUGGACGUGGGCUCCGCCCCAGAGUUCUCCCAGGAGCCGGUCGACGUCUCUGCAGACAUCGGCUCCAACGUCACCCUGCAGUGCCAUGCCCAGGGCUACCCUGAGCCCCAGAUCAUCUGGCGGAGAGAUGACAAUGCCGCCCUCUUCUUCCGGCACCACCCCCACAGCUCCAUCACCCAAAAAAGUGGCGGAGACCUACUCAUCAAUAAUCUGUGGGUGGACGAUGAGGCCGUGUACAUCUGUGAAGCUCAGAAUCAGUUUGGGAAGAUCCGGGCACAAGCUUCAGUCACUGUGACGGGGCUAGUGUCUCCUGUGAUUGGCAUCAGUCCGAGCAUGGUCAAUGUGGUCGAGGAGCAGCAGGUGACCCUGUCCUGCGUGCUGCUGGCAGGGAAUCCACUGCCAGUGAGACGCUGGCUCCGUAACAAUGGUCUGGUCAGUCCCAGCCCCUACGUGACAAUCCGACGGGACGGCAGCCUGCACAUCGAACGCGUGCGGCUGCAGAAUGGCGGCGAGUACACCUGCCUGGCUCAGAACGUCGCCGGAUCCAGCAACCGCACUACCGUCGUCAACGUUUUCGUGCCUCCCAGUAUCCAGCAUGGUCCACAGGUCUUCAGCACCAUUGAGGGGAUGCCCAUCUCCCUGCCCUGCCGUGCCAGUGGGGUGCCCAUUCCUGCCAUCACCUGGUCCCAGAGAGGGGAUCUGCUGGAUCUCAGUGGUCUGGCCUUCACCCUGGAGCAGGAUGGCAGCCUGCACAUCGCCUCGCCCAGCGGGAGUGAGUCUGGCGAGUUCGUCUGCACUGCCACCAAUGCUGCAGGCUACAGCACCAAGAAGAUCCAGCUCACUGUGUACGUGAGACCACGGGUGGUUGGAACUCCAGAUGGUCAAGACAGCGCAAGUGGACUGGUGGAGGUGUCGGUAACCGCAGGGGAGGACGUUACCCUUCCAUGUGAGGUCCAGAGUGUCCCACCCCCCAUCAUCACCUGGGCCAAAGAGCGACAGCUCAUCUCCCCCUUCUCUCCGAGGCACUCCCAGCUGCCCUCGGGGUCCAUGAAGAUCCUGGAAACCAGGGUGUCAGACAGCGGCAUGUAUCUGUGUGUGGCCACCAACAUCGCGGGGAACUUCACUCAGGCAGUGAGGCUGAGUGUCAACGUGCCCCCGAGCAUCCAGGCUGGCCCUCGUGUGAUGAAGGUCCAAGUCGGACACCCCGUUGACCUGCCCUGCGUGGUUCGGGGGGUGCCCGAGCCCACGGUCACCUGGCUGAAGGACGGCGCCGCCCUGCUGGUGGACGGCUCCCAGUACAGCGGCCUCCCCGACGGCACGCUGGCCAUCGCCCAGGUGGGGCUGUCGGAUGCGGGGGUCUACACCUGCGUGGCCCGCAACGUGGCUGGACGCGACGAGGCGCACGUCCAGCUGCAGGUCCAAGUGCCCCCUGUCGUGGAGGAAUCCGAGCCUCCUUUCAACAGCCCCCUGCAAGAAAGAGUGGCCAACCAGCGGAUCGCUUUCCCCUGCCAAGCUAAAGGAACCCCGAAGCCGGUGAUCAAGUGGCUGAGAAAUGGUCAGGAGCUGACCGGAAACGAACCGGGCGUGUCCAUCCUGGAGGACGGCACCCUCCUCAUCCUGGCCUCCGUGUCUCCCCUGGACAACGGCGAGUAUGUCUGCGUGGCGGUCAAUGACGCUGGGACCACCGAGAGGAAGUACCAGCUGAAGGUCAACGUGCCUCCGGACGUACAGGAUAGCCAGACUCCGGCUAAUGUGUCAGUAGUGUUGCAUCAGCCCACCACCCUGCUGUGUGAGGUCACAGGAAGUCCCACCCCAGUCAUCACAUGGUACAAAGAAGGAGUGCCUGUUGUCCCCAGCAGCUCGGUUCAGAUCCUGCAGGGUGGGAAGACUCUCAAGCUCCUGAGAACGGCUACAGCUGACGCCGGUCACUACAGCUGCAAGGCCAUCAACAUUGCGGGCAGCACAGAGAAGGACUUCCACCUGGACGUACUGGUUCCACCCAGUAUUAUCAGUUCCAACAUUCCCCGUGACGUUUCUGCCAUUCUCAACCAGGAGGUCAGUCUGGAGUGCAAAGUCAAAGGAGUGCCCUUCCCCACCAUUCAGUGGUACAAAGACAGGAAACCGGUGUUCCUGGGUGAUCCCAACCUCGAGCUGAUGAACAGAGGCCAGGUGCUGAGGAUAAAGAGUGCCCGUCUGGGGGACCAGGCGCGCUACCAGUGCAGUGCCACCAACGCAGCGGGAAAACAGUCCAAGGACUUCAGCCUGAGCGUGCAUGUGCCCCCCAGCAUCAAGGGGGGUAACGUCACCACCGAGGCCACCGCCCUCCUCAACAGCGCGGUGACGCUGGAGUGCGAGGCCCGCGGCGUGCCCUUCCCCGCCGUCACCUGGUACAAGAACGGCCAGGUGAUCAUCUCCAACCGGCAGGCCCUGUACGUGGACCGGGGCCAGUUCCUCAAGAUUCCCCUGGCCCAGGUGUCCGACGCCGGCCAGUACACCUGCCGCGUCACCAGCGUGGCCGGUACCGCCGAGAAGUCGUACGAACUGGACGUUUACGUCCCCCCCUCUAUAGAAGGGGGUCUCGACAAGCCAACGGAGAGGAAGGUGGUGGUCAGUAAGCCCCUGACCCUGGAGUGCGAGGCGGGGGGUCACCCCCCUCCGGCGCUGACCUGGCUGAAGGAUGGGGUCCCAGUGAAGAGCAGUGACAGCGUGAGGGUGCUGCAGGGCGGGAGGAAGAUCGAGAUCCUCACCGCCGCCGUGUCCGACUCGGGGAGAUACGUGUGCGUGGCGACCAGCAUCGCCGGGGAGAAGGAGAUCAAGUACGACGUCAGAGUCCUAGUACCGCCAACUGUGGAGGGGGGAGACGAAACCACAGACGCCACCGUCAUCGCCAACAGCCCCCUGGAGCUGGAGUGUCACGCCACGGGGACGCCGACACCCCUUCUCACUUGGCUGAAGAACGGUCAGCCAAUCAGCCCUUCAGAUGGGGUGAGAAUCUCUGCCAACGGGAGGAAGCUGGUCAUCUCCCGCGCCCAGGUCUCCGACACAGCGCAGUUCCAGUGUGUGGCCACCAAUGAGGCCGGCGACCACGAAAGGAAGUUCAGCGUGGCUGUUCAUGUGCCCCCUUCAAUACGCUCCACUGGCUCCUCCGAGCGUUCGGUGAUCCUCCACAAGUCCGUCACCCUGCAGUGCGUGGCCAGCGGCAUCCCCGCGCCCUCCAUCACCUGGCUGAAGGACGGCCGUCCGGUCAGCACCGCCCAGGGGCACCUGAAGCUGGAGUCAGCAGGCCGGGUUCUGAAGAUCGUGAAGGCCGCACUGGAGGAUGCUGGGAGGUACACCUGCGUGGCCACGAACGCGGCGGGGGAGGCUCAGCAGCACGUCCGCCUCAGCGUCCACGAGCCUCCCAGUAUCCAGCACAGUGGAGAGACCCUAAACGAAACCAUCCUCGCCGGCUACCCAAUUCAGCUCAAGUGCAAAGCUUCUGGGAAUCCCCUGCCAGCCAUUACCUGGUAUAAGGACGGACGGCCGCUGACCAGCGCGGCCGGGGUCACCCUCCUGAACCGGGGCCAGGUGCUGGAGAUCGACAGCGCUCAGAUGUCCGAUGCGGGGCUGUACCGGUGCGUGGCAGUCAGCAUGGCUGGAAACGCAGAGCUGUUCUACCAGCUGCAAGUGUACGUCCCCCCCUCCAUCUCCAGCAGCGGCGGCACGGUGACGGUGGUGGUCAACGACCCGGUGAGGCUGGAGUGCGAGUCCAGCGGCGUGCCCCCUCCCAGCCUCACCUGGCUCAAAGACGGCAGCCCCGUGUCCAGCUUCUCCGACGGCGUUCAGGUGCUGUCCGGGGGCGGGGCCCUGGCCAUCGGCAGCGCGCAGGUCAGCGACGCCGGGCGCUACACCUGCGUGGCUGUGAACGCUGGAGGGGAGCAGGAGAGAGAGUAUGACCUGCGGGUUUACGUGCCGCCAAACAUCAUGGGGGAGGAGAUGAAUGUGACCGUGCUGAUGGGUCGCCCCGUGGAGCUGCGUUGCCAGAGCGACGCCAUCCCCCCGCCCACCCUGUCCUGGCGCAAGGACGGGCGCCCGCUCUUCAGGAAGCCGGGACUCACCGUGUCCGGGGACGGGAGCACCCUGAAGAUUGACAGCUCUCAAGUUCAAGACAUGGGCAGAUACACCUGUGAGGCUACCAACGUGGCCGGGAAAACAGAGAAGAAUUACAACUUGAAUGUCUGGGUCCCUCCCAGCAUCCGUGGGUCUGAUGAGGUGUCCCCGCUGACGGUGAUUGAGGGGAGCCUGAUCACAUUGGUGUGCGAGUCCAGUGGCAUUCCCCCUCCCAGCCUCACAUGGAAGAAGGACGGUGCUGAACUGAAGACAGACUCUCGUAAUCGGGUUCGAGUGCUGUCAGGUGGUCGGCAGUUGCAAAUCUCCAAUGCAGAGAGGACUGAUUCCGCUACCUACACCUGCACGGCUUCCAGUGUAGCUGGUAGCGCCAUGAAGGAGUACAGUCUACAAGUCUACGUUCGCCCUUCCAUAAAAAACAGUGGCAAACCUCCCGACGAGGUGACGGUGACACGCGGCAGCGACGUCACGCUGCAGUGCGAGGCGGAGGGCGUUCCCCGCCCGGCGCUGUCGUGGCUGAAGGACGGCCGUCCCGUGGUGAGCGGCAGAGGGGUCCUGAUCCUCAACGAGGGCCGGCUGCUGCAGAUCAAGGACUCCAAAGUGUCGGACACCGGGCGCUACGUGUGCGUGGCCGUCAACGUGGCGGGCCAGGCAGACAGCAAGCACGACGUCAACGUUCAUGUCCCACCCGUCAUCACUGGUCAGACCCACGCCCCAGAGAACAUCAGUGUGGUGGUGAAGAACCCAGUGGCACUGACCUGUGAGGCAUCAGGCAUCCCUCUCCCUGCCAUCACCUGGCUGAAGGAUGGCCGGCCAAUCAGCAUGUCAAAUUCUGUAAGGGUCAUUUCAGGAGGUCGAACCCUGCGGCUAAUGCACGCUAGAGUAGAGGAUGCUGGGAGGUACACUUGCAUUGUAUCCAACACUGCUGGGGAGGAGAGGAAGAACUUUGACCUUGAGAUCCUGGUGCCACCAGCGAUAUUAAGUGGAGGGACAGUGGAUGACGUCAAAGUGAAAGAGAAGCAGAAUGUGACUUUAUCAUGUGAUGUCACAGGUAACCCUGUUCCGGAGAUCAGCUGGCUGAAGGACGGGCGGCCGCUGCUGGAGGACGGGCAGCACCAGGUGCAGUCCCACGGGCGCUUCCUGCACAUCUCCGGCGCUCAGGUGGCCGACACCGGCAGGUACAGCUGCCUGGCCUCCAACAGCGCGGGAGACCGGAGCAAGCACUUCAACCUCAACGUGCUCGUGUCUCCCACCAUCGCAGGGUCAGGUCCAGAGGGGUCAGCAGAGGAAGUGACAGUCACCCUAAACAGCCCGACCUCACUAGUGUGUGAGGCCCAGUCCUACCCCCCCGCCAUCAUCACCUGGCUGAAGGACGGCACGCCCUUUGAAUCCAGCCGCAAUGUGAGAGUCCUUCCAGGGGGGCGUACUCUGCAGAUUCUCAAUGCCCAGGAAGGGGAUGCAGGGAGAUACACCUGUGUGGCUACAAAUGAAGCUGGGGAGACUCUUAAGAACUAUGAGGUCAAAGUUUACAUUCCCCCUGUGAUCAGUAAAAAUGAUGUCCCUGGUGAGGGACUCUCCCCAAAGGAGGUGAAGAUCAAGGUGAACAACACGCUGACGCUGGAGUGUGAGGCUCAGGCCAUACCCACACCCAAACUGCUGUGGUACAAAGAUGGACAGCUCCUGAAAGCAGAUGAUCAUGUGACCAUCUCAGCUAAUGGCCGUACAGUCCAGAUCAAACAAGCUCAGGUAUCCGACACAGGGCGCUACACUUGCGUGGCCACCAACAUCGCUGGGGAGGACGAGAAGGACUAUGAUGUAAAUAUUCAAGUUCCGCCCAGUUUCAAUAGACCUGGAGAGACUGGAGACACUGGUUCCACCCUAGGAAAUGACAUCAGAGAUGUGAUUCUGAACAAUCCCAUCUCCCUGUACUGCGAGACCAAUGCUGUGCCCCCUCCCACUCUGACAUGGUACAAGGAUGGCAGGCCUCUGGCCUCCAAUGACAAAGUGCUGAUUCUGCCAGGGGGUCGUGUGCUACAGAUCCCCAGAGCUCAGGCAGAGGAUUCUGGGAGGUACACGUGUGUGGCCGUUAAUGAGGCCGGGGAGGACUCCAUCCAGUACGAUGUCCGAGUACUGCUUCCCCCCUCCAUCAAGGGAGUGGAGGGGGACCUGCCCGAUGAGGUGACUGUGCUGGUGAACAAAACUGCCGUGCUGGAGUGCCAGGUGGACGGCAGUCCCACCCCAAAAAUCUCCUGGCUGAAAGAUGGUCAGCCCCUGACACCAGACCGCACGCACAGACUUCUGUCCAAUGGCAGGACACUGCAGGUGGUCAAUGCCCAGGUCACUGAUACUGGGCGGUAUGUGUGUGUGGCAGACAACAUGGCGGGCAGCGCUGAGAAGCCCUUCAACCUGAACGUUCAUGUGCCCCCCUCCAUCGUGGGAGUGAACCCAGAGAAUGUGACUGUGGUUGUGAACAACUUCGUCUCUCUGACCUGCGAGGCCACAGGCUUCCCCCCUCCCACACUCAGCUGGCUAAAGGACAGGGGGCCAGUGCAAGCCAACACUAAUGCACUCAUAAUGCCAGGCGGCCGCACCCUGCAGAUCCCGCGGGCGAAGAUGUCGGACGGCGGGAAGUACAGCUGCGUGGCCAUCAACCCGGCCGGAGAGGCGCAGAAGCGAAUCCUCCUCACCGUGUUCGUUCCCCCCAGCAUCAGGGACGGCGGCGGCGACUCGCCGGUGGUGGUGAGCGUGCGCGUGGGGAACUCGGUGACGCUGGAGUGCGAGUCCAACGCGGUGCCCCCUCCCACCAUCACCUGGUACAAGAACGGGAGGACGGUGGCCGAGUCGGCCAACCUGAAGAUCCUGGCGGGGGGGCGGAUGCUGGAGCUGAAAGGGGCGGAGGUGUCUGACACGGGCCAGUACGUCUGCAAGGCCAGCAACAUUGCAGGGCAGGUGGACAAAAACUUCCAUCUCAACAUCUAUGUCCCCCCCACCAUUGACGGGCGUGCGGACGAGCGGGUACUGGAGACCAUCAGCAACCCGGUCACGUUUGCCUGCGACGCCACCGGCAUCCCCCCGCCUAGCCUCACCUGGCUGAAAAACGGCCGUCCAAUAGCGAACUCUGAAUCCCUGGAGAUGCACAUCCUGUCGGGCGGGAGCAAGCUGCAGAUCGCCCGCACCCAGCUGUCCGACAGCGCCACCUACACCUGCGUCGCGUCCAACGUGGAGGGCAAGGCCAGGAAGAACUACCACCUCACCGUCCAAGUUCCACCCAGCAUCGCGGGUUCUGAGCUGCCCAGUGAUGUCAGCGUGCUGCUGAACGAAAGCGUGAAGCUGGAGUGUCGAGCCCAGGGGACCCCGCGCCCCACCGUUCAGUGGCUGAAGGACGGGAAGGCCGUCAGCAGCUCCAGGCACAUCAGAAUCAGCCCAGACGGCACCACGCUGAGCCUGACUGGAGCGCUCACCUCCGACAGCGGGAAGUACACCUGCGUCGCCACCAAUGCUGCUGGAGAGGAGGACCGCAUAUUCAACCUCAACGUGUAUGUGCCACCUACAAUCCAGGGGAGCGGUGAGACAGCCAAGGAGCUGACUGCUGUUCUGGACAGCUCUGUCAACAUCGAGUGUGUGGUCACUGGCUCCCCUCCACCACAACUCAACUGGCUGAAAAACGGUCUCCCCCUGCCAGUGUCUGCCCAGAUCCGUAUACUGUCCGCCGGGCAUGUUCUCAGGAUUACCAGAGCCCAGGUGUCUGAUGGUGGUACCUACACUUGUGUGGCGUCGAAUCGGGCUGGAGUGGACAGCAGGCACUUCAGCCUGCAGGUGCACGUCCCACCCAGUCUGGACAAAGCAGGCAGCACUGAGGAUGUUACUGUGGUGAGGGGUAACCCAGCAACGCUGCUCUGCAUCACGGAUGGGAGUCCCACACCCACCAUCUCCUGGCUGAAGGACGGCAAGCCCCUGCGGUCAGGCACCCACGCCACCGUAGUCAACCAAGGCACCACCGUGCAGAUCACCCAGGCGCAGGUGGACGACACGGGAAGGUACACCUGCGUGGCCACCAACGAGGCGGGCGAGGCCAGCCGCCACUUCAACCUCAAAGUUCUGGACCCUCCGCGCAUCAACGGCUCGGACGUCCCUGCGGAGGUGUCAGUGGUGGUGAACAACGUGCUGGAACUGCAGUGCGUCGCCACGGGGAUCCCCGCUCCCACCCUUACCUGGAUGAAGGACGGCCGGCCCCUCCCCCAGACUGACAGCACCCGCGUCCUGAGAGGGGGGGAGGUGCUGCGGGUGGCCUCAGCCCAGGUGGAGAACGCGGGACGGUACACUUGCCUGGCCACCAGCCCCGCAGGGGACGAUGACAGAGAGUUCCUGGUCCGAGUUCAUGUUCCUCCUAACAUCGCGGGGGAAGGUGGACCUCAGGACAUCUCGGUGCUGCUGAACAGACAGGUGACCCUGGAGUGUAAAUCUGACGCGGUGCCACCCCCCACACUCACCUGGCUCAAAGAUGGGGCCCCACUGCAGGCCUCUGCACGUGUGCGUAUCCUGUCCAGCGGCCGUUACCUGCAGAUCAACAAUGUGGUGCUGGGAGAUGGGGCACAGUACACCUGUGUCGCUAGCAACAUCGCUGGGAAGACCACAAGGGAGUUCAACUUAGCCAUUAACGUUGCCCCCACCAUCCAGGAUGGUCCUCAGACAGUGUCUGUGCAGGUGGACCAGCCUGUGGUGCUGGAGUGUAUUGUGAGUGGUGUGCCAAUGCCACGUAUCACCUGGAGGAAACAUGGGGCCAUACUGGCAGGAAACAACCCCAGGUAUGCGUUUGCGGAGAACGGGUCACUGCACAUCCACUCAGCGCAGGUGACUGACACUGGGCGCUACCUGUGCAUGGCCACGAAUGAGGCCGGGACCCAACGCAGGAGGGUAGACCUGCAGGUGUAUGUGUCCCCAUCAAUUGCCAAAGGCCCGUCUAACAUCACGGUCACCGUCAAUGUCCAGACCACCCUGUCCUGUGAAGCCACGGGCAUCCCCAAACCCUCUGUCACCUGGAAGAAGAACGGACGUCUGCUGAACACCGACCAGAACCAGAAUAUGUACAGGUUGCUGUCCUCAGGGUCUCUGGUUGUCAUAGCACCCACUGUGGAGGACACUGCUGUCUAUGAGUGUGUGGUGGCCAAUGAGGCAGGACAGGACAAUAGGGCCAUCCAGCUCACAGUGCAUGUCCCGCCUUCCAUUGCUGAUGAAGCCACGGAGCUGGUGGUGACUCGUCUGUCCCCGGUGGUCAUCAGCUGUACUGCGUCUGGCGUGCCGGAGCCCGUCCUGCACUGGAGCAAAGACGGGGUCAGGCUCCCGAAAGUGGGCAAGGGUUUCAAGAUCCUCCCCUCAGGCCCGGUGGAGAUCCCCGCCGCCGAACUGAGCCACACGGGCCGGUACUCCUGCGUGGCCAAGAACGCGGCCGGCAGCGCUCACAGGCACGUGCAGCUCACUGUUCAGGAGCCUCCUGUGAUACAGGCGCAUCCCCCGACCCUGGAUGUCAUCCUCAACAACCCGGUCACCCUGCCCUGCAGGGCCACGGGAACGCCCCGUCCCACCAUCUCCUGGCAGAAGGAGGGCAUCAACAUCCUCACCACAGGGGGCGCCUUCACCGUUCUGCCCAACGGGGGGCUUCAGAUCUCGCGGGCCAAAGCGGACGACUCCGGGACGUACAUGUGCGUGGCUCAGAACCCAGCCGGGACCGCGCUGGGCAAGACCAAACUGAAAGUGCAAGUCCGGCCUGUCAUCAGCUCCCAGGCGAGGAGCUACACGGCGGCUCUGGACACCUCCGUCACGCUGCUGUGCCAGGCGGAGGGCCACCCCGCCCCCGCGGUCUCCUGGCGCAAAGACGGGCAGCGGGUGGCCGAGUCCGUGCGCCAGCGGGUGCUCAGCUCCGGCUCGCUGCAGAUCGCCUUCGCCCAGCCCAGCGACACGGGCCGCUACACCUGCACCGCCGCCAACCCGGCCGGCUCCAGCAGCCUGGAGAUGAGCCUGACCGUGCAGAUCCCGCCCUCCAUCCGCGCCGGGGAGGCGGAGCUCUCCACGUUGGAGAACUCCCAGGCCCUGCUGUCCUGCAUUGCAGAUGGAGUCCCACAACCAAUCAUAUCCUGGGAGAAAAAGGGCACGCCCCUCACAGACACCACAGGGGAGUACACCCUCCUGCCGUCCGGAGAGCUCGUCAUAGAUAGUACCCAGCCCGAGGAUUCUGGGAGUUACACCUGUAUCGCUACCAAUGACGUGGGCCAGGACCGCAGGACAUUCACCCUGUCUGUCCACACUCACCCGGCCUUCACAGAGCUGCUGGGAGAUGUGUCCCUGAACAAGGGAGAGCGCCUCCUGCUGUCUUGUGGUGUAACUGGCAUUCCCACCCCAGAGAUCACCUGGGUUUUCAACAACAACAUUAUUCCAGCUCACUACGACCAUGUGAAUGGACACAGCGAGCUGGUCAUCGAGCGAGUGAGCAAAGACGACUCUGGUACCUACUCCUGCAUCGCCCAGAACAGGGUGGGCACCAUCAAGUCCCUGGGUUUUGUGUAUGUCAAAGAGCCUCCCAUCAUCGAUGGAGAUUUCCACUCCAACCGCAUCGAGCCCCUGGGCGGGAACGCCAUUCUGAACUGCGAGGUCCGAGGAGACCCGCUGCCCACCAUUCAGUGGAGCAAGAAGGGGGUCAAUGUCCAGAUCAGCAACCGCAUUCGCCAGCUGGACAAUGGCUCUCUGGCCAUCUAUGGCACUGUGAAUGAAGAUGCUGGAAGUUAUAUGUGUGUGGCCACCAAUGAUGCUGGUGUGGUGGAGCGGAGCGUCACGCUAACCCUGCAGAGCUCCCCGACCAUCACGGUGGAGCCAGUGGAGACAGUCGCAGACGCCGGCACCACGGUGGUGCUGCACUGCCAGGCGGACGGGGAGCCCCCUCCCCUCAUCGAGUGGUCCAGGCAGGGGCGCCCCCUGCUGGGCAACGACCGCAUCACCAUCCUGUCCAACGGCUCCCUGCGGCUGGCGAGCGCGCAGAAGGAGGACACGGCGGAGUAUGAGUGCGUGGCGCGGAACCUGAUUGGCUCGGUGCUGGUCAAGGUCUCGGUCACAGUGCGAGUGCACGGGGGCUUCUCAGAAUGGAUGGAGUGGGGGUCCUGCAGUGUCAGCUGCGGGCUGGGGGCUCAGAAGAGGCUGCGCCAGUGUAACAAGCCCCUGCCCGCCAACGGGGGGCGCCACUGUGCAGGGCCGGACUCAGAAACCCGCAGCUGCCAGGGCAAGCCUUGCCCAGUGGAUGGGAGUUGGUCCGAGUGGACGCCCUGGGAGGAGUGUUCUCGCACCUGCGGCCAGGGGAACAGGACCAGGGUGCGCACCUGCAGCAACCCCCCGGCCCAGCAUGGAGGAAGACCCUGCGAGGGCAAGGCCGUGGAGGCCAUCAUGUGCAGUGUCAGGCCUUGCCCUGUGGCUGGUAACUGGGGCGCCUGGUUGCCGUGGAGCCCCUGCAGCGAAUCCUGUGGCAAGGGGAUGCAGACGAGGAUCCGGCUGUGCAACAACCCCCCUCCCUCUUUCGACGGGCCACCGUGCGAGGGGGCGGACACCCAGACGCAGGUGUGCCAGGAGAGGCACUGCCCAGUGGACGGGAAGUGGUCGCCCUGGGUCAGCUGGGCAGCGUGCAGCGUCUCCUGCGGCGGAGGGACGCGGCAGAGGACCCGCUCCUGCACCAGCCCCGCCCCCCAGCACGGGGGGAGGCAGUGCGAGGGCAGCGACGUCCACAUCGACUUCUGCAACAGCGAGCCUUGCCCCGUCCAUGGUAACUGGGGCCCAUGGAGCAGCUGGGGCAGCUGCAGCCGGACGUGUAAUGGAGGUCAGAUGCGCAGGUACAGAACAUGUGACAACCCCAGGCCAGCCAAUGGGGGUCGGGCCUGCGCAGGAGCGGACACACAGAUUCAGAGGUGUGGCACAGGCAACUGCCCUGUGGAUGGAAAUUGGGGCCCAUGGCAACCAUGGACGGAGUGUUCAGCCUCAUGCGGCGGAGGGGAGAGGACCCGGGUUCGACUCUGCAACAGCCCUCCACCCACCAAUGAGGGUCGGACCUGCCCAGGAGACUCCUCCCAGCUGUCCAGGUGCAAUGUCCAUGCUUGCCCAGGUGGACCUCAACGGGCGAGAGGUAGCAUCAUUGGGAACAUCAACGACAUUGAGUUUGGAAUCGCCAUCCUCAAUGCCACUGUCACCAACAGUGUGCACCCAGGGGGCAAAUUCAUCCAGGCAACCAUCUCCAAUGUGCCCAGAAGCCUUGGGCCGGCGAUGAGGAAGCUCAUCUCCAUCCUGAACCCCAUAUACUGGACCACUGCUCAGGAGGUGGGUGAGGCUGUCAACGGCUACACCCUUACAAAUGGGGUGUUCAGGCGGGAGACCCAGGUGGAGUUUGCCACAGGAGAGAUCCUGAGAAUGACUCUCGUUGCCCGCGGACUGGACUCUGAUGGAGUUUUGCUACUGGACAUUGUUAUCAAUGGACACAUCUUACAGCUGCCCUCUAACUCAGAAAUCAGCAUCAAAGACUACUCGGAGGACUACAUACAAACAGGCCCGGGGCAGCUGUACGCUCUCUCCACACGCAUGUUUACCAUCGACAAGGUCAGCGUGCCCUAUUCCUGGAACCACACCAUCACCUACGAGUCCUCCAGGGGGAAGAUGCCCUUCCUCGUAGAGACGCUCCACGCUUCAGCGAUCAGCGCUCACUAUCGCCCUCUGGAGGAGCUGCUGGAAUACAAAAUAUACGCCACCAUUGCUAAAGGAGACAGAAGCAAUCAGUGUCCUGUCGGCUUCCUCCUGGACCCAGCCGGACCCUAUUGCGCAGACGAGGAUGAGUGUGUUGCUGGGAACCCGUGCUCUCACGCCUGCCACAACGCCAUGGGGACCUACUACUGCUCCUGCCCCCGAGGACUCACCAUAUCCGCUGAUGGCAGAACCUGCCAGGACAUUGACGAGUGUGCUCUGGAAGGGCAUUUGUGUCACGAGGGACAAGACUGUGAGAACACCAUUGGCUCGUACCGCUGCGUGAUGCGCUGUGGGCGGGGCUUCCGUAGGACGACUGAUGGACUGAGCUGCCAAGAUAUUGAUGAGUGUCAGGAGGCCAAUCCCUGCAAUCAGCACUGCCUCAACACCAUUGGCAGUUACCGCUGUGCCUGUGAGCCUGGAUACCAGCUGAGGAAUCGGAGGUGUAUCGACAUUAACGAGUGCCGGCAGAGGGUUUGCCGCUUGGACCAACAGUGCAAGAACACCAGGGGCGGGUACACCUGCAUCGACCUCUGCCCCACUGGCAUGACCAAAGGGGUCAAUGGGACCUGUGUUGAUAUUGAUGAAUGUAAAGAUGGCACACACCAGUGCAGGUACAACCAGAUCUGUGAGAACACCCGGGGCAGCUACCACUGCACCUGUCCCAGAGGAUACCGCUCCCAAGGAGUGGGGCGGCCCUGCCUGGACAUUAAUGAGUGUGAGUGGGUGCCCACGCCCUGUGCCCACCAGUGCGUCAACAGCCCUGGCAGCUUCAAGUGCCUGUGCCCGCCCGGGCGCCACUUGCUGGGCGACGGGAAGUCUUGCGCCGGGCUGGAGAAGCUGCCCAGUUAUGAGAGCUAUUCGUACGGUUAUAGAACGUCGCAGUCCUCGCCAGAGAGGAGCUACCACCAGCGGCAGUACCACAGCCUGGCCUCUCAGUCGUACCCUUCCUUUUCGAGCGAUAGCAGCCGUAACGGGCCGGCCCGCCGCUCACGCAGAGGCACUAGACGGGCAUGUCUCGAAGGCUUUAAAGCAAGGAGAGGCCGUUGCCUAGACAUCAAUGAAUGUGAAAACAGCGAUACAUGUCAGCAUGAGUGCACAAACACUCCAGGGAGCUACAAGUGUCUCUGCCCCCAUGGAUACCGACUCAUGACCAAUGGGAAAACCUGUCAAGAUGUUGAUGAGUGCCUGGAACAAAAUAUUCAGUGUGGAAGCAAUAGAAUGUGCUUCAACAUGAGAGGAAGUUAUCAGUGCAUAGACACACCCUGCCCACCAAACUACCAGAGGGACCCUGCCACAGGGUUCUGCCUAAAGAACUGCCCUCCCAAUGACCUGGAGUGUGCCCUGAGCCCUUACGCUCUGGAGUACAAGCUGCUGUCCCUGCCCUUCGGCAUCGCCGCCAACCAGGACCUCAUCCGCCUGGUGGCCUACACUCAGGACGGGGUGGUGCACCCCCGCACCUCCUUCCUGGUGGUGGACGAGGACGUCACCCUGCCCUUCGCCAUCCGGGACGAGAACAUGAAGGGGGUGGUGUUCACCACACGCCCGCUGCGCGAGCCCCACACCUACAGGAUGAAGGUCCGGGCCUUGUCCUCCAGCGCGGACGGCGGCAUCGAGUACCAGACUACUUUCAUCGUGUACAUCGCAGUGUCCGCCUAUCCGUACUAGAGCACUUUAGGGGCAAGGACGUGCCUUUGUGUACACCACUGCAAGGUGCUGGAGAGCCACCACUUUAAAAAAAGAAAAAAAAAAAAGAAAAGACUAUUUCUACAUGCAAGGCCUUGCAGCCAGGAGAACUUCUAGCCCAGGAGCAUUUUAAAGGACUCAACACUGCCCCCUGGAGGAAGUUGGGAGUGUUUACAAAAGUGCAUUGUUUUGCUGUUGUUGCAUUUGGAGGGGGAAGAAAUCAUCAAAUAUUACUUAAAACCAUAAUCUACAUUCCUCCAAAUCUUCCAAAGUUUUGUAAAAAGAAAAAGAAAAAGAAAAAUCUAAGAAAAUGCAAAAAGGUUUUACAAGCACAGGAAAGACAAUGUUGAUUUAGGGAUGUUUCCAACAGGCUCCUAUUCAAGUGAGGUCAGUUAACACUACCUGACACUAUUUACAUCUACUUAUUAACUUAUUGGUAAGAGCUUGAACAGGAAUAAGGGCAGUUCCUCCAUUAUUACCUCCAGCUUGAUUGGCCCCAAAACAAUCCAAAGAUGCUAAAGACAGUUAGGCAGCAGACAAGGAGCUGUUUCCUGAAUGCCCAUGCAAAAUUAACCCAGCCACUUCUGAAGUCCAUGAAACAAAAUGGAGGAGGUGGGUUUCUGUGUGGCCUGAAGCAUAGCACUCCGCCUCAUCAGGUAACCGUUCCAGGCACACACAGAAGCCCUUAUCGGAACCAACAGUGUGAAUACAACUUCACUGUGUCUAGAAUAGUGACAAUUAUGGACAAACAUUAGUGUCAUAUCAUUACAGGUUCGUAUGCCUUUGGACCCUUUCAUAGGUCUGUUUUACUCAGUUACCAAGAUGUAUUCUAUUUUUAUGAUUUGUAUAUAAGUGUUUUUUUCUUUCAUUUGUUCCAUACAGUACUGUAUUCCAUUUUGUAAAAGACAACAAUAAAUCUACAAUCACAAAUACA